CUAGGGCGUGGUGGCCUGGAUGCCCCGCCGGUCGCAGUAGGCGCGGGCCGACCGGAUGCCCUCGUUGACGCCGUCCCUGGCGAAGAAGUGGGCCAGUUUCGACUCGGCCGCCGGGUCUCGGCCUUGGCCGUGCCCUCCAGGCACCACAAGAAGAAGAGCAAAGAGAAGCGACAGAAGAGACGGAGGGGAUAGCUUAGUUCGUUGCAUCGUGCCACCCCGUACGGCGUGUGUCUGCGUCUGUGUACGCUGGAGUCGACAGCCGAACGAAACAAGGAGGAACAGAAGGGGGCUGAG
Molecule: messenger RNA, 294 nt
Organism: Vitrella brassicaformis
Lineage: Eukaryota; Vitrellaceae
Source: the annotation of a GenBank genome assembly